Messenger RNA from Cryptomeria japonica (Japanese cedar), 1421 nucleotides. Its product is annotated as fructose-1,6-bisphosphatase, chloroplastic. The transcript is spliced from 3 exons. Gene Ontology annotation, cellular component: cytoplasm; cytosol. Gene Ontology annotation, biological process: gluconeogenesis; fructose 6-phosphate metabolic process; sucrose biosynthetic process. Bases 121 to 1299 code for a protein of 392 amino acids. The record is from RefSeq and is a predicted model, not a curated record. Lineage: Eukaryota; Viridiplantae; Streptophyta; Pinopsida; Cupressales; Cupressaceae. Gene Ontology annotation, molecular function: fructose 1,6-bisphosphate 1-phosphatase activity.
GUAUAUCCAUGAUUCAUGAAGAUUUGGAUAUUGAAAUCUCCUUGUGGUGUAGGGAGUUUCGGAGUUUCGGCCACAAAUAAAAAAAAUGUUUGAAUGUAGUCUUGGUACUGCUUUCUCAUAAUGCGUUCAUUAAUUUUAUGUCCCAAUUUGAAUUUCCACAGAUUUCCAGUCCUUUCACUGCAAUCCCAGCUCCAAUGUUUGAAAUCUUCGCCGGCGCACCGAACAAUUAAACAAUUAAGGGUUGUUGUAGGUGCCAUGGAAAGCUCCUCUGAAGGGCACGAAAUGAAGUUCCGGACUCUGAUGGAUUACUUGGGCAGAGAUGGAGCUAACGUGCCGGAUGACAUGGCAAUAUUGUUCAGUCACAUGCAGUACGCGUGUAAGCGCGUUGCUGCCCUCGUGGCGUCACCCUGGAAUUCGGCCAUGGGAAAAGGAGAAAGGCCUUCCCUCGCAGCGGGUUCGAACACGGGACGUGAUUCUCCCAAACCACUCGAUAUUGUAUCGAAUGACAUAAUUAAAUAUUCUCUUCAAAGUUCAGGAAAAGUGGCAGUGAUGGCAUCAGAAGAAGAUGAUCUCCCAGUAUGGUUAAUAAAUAAUGGGCCCUAUGUAGUGGUUUUUGACCCGCUUGAUGGGUCUCGCAACAUCGAUGCUUCAAUUCCAACUGGUACUAUAUUUGGAAUAUACCAUCGUUUAGAGUUGGAUGACAACAUGACAGUUGAGGAGAAGGCCUCGAUCAAUGUUCUUCAGAGGGGUGAAAGCCUUGUAGCCGCAGGAUAUGCAUUAUAUUCAUCUGCCACCAUCCUGUGCAUAUCUGUUGGUUCUGGGACACAGGGAUUCACACUAGAUCAUUCUACUGGCGAAUUUGUCCUUACUCAUCCUAAUAUUCUGAUCCCAUCACGGGGUCAAAUUUAUUCUGUGAAUGAUGCAAGAUACUUUGAUUGGCCAGAUGGCUUAAGAAGGUAUAUAGACACUGUUAGACAGGGGAAAGGUGAAAAUCCAAAGAAGUACUCUGCUCGUUAUAUCUGCUCCUUAGUAGCAGAUUUCCACCGAACUCUGCUCUAUGGUGGAAUUGCAAUGAAUCCAAGAGAUCAUCUGAGGCUAGUUUAUGAAGCAAACCCCCUUAGCUUUCUUGUAGAGCAGGCCGGGGGAAAUGGAUCUGAUGGUAAACAGCAAAUCCUUGGGAUUCAACCUGUCAAACUUCAUCAGAGGUUGCCUCUCUUUCUUGGAAGCAGUGCAGAUAUUUCCGAACUGGAGAGCUAUGGUGAUAUCCAACAGCUGGUUAAUCCUGGGUAUACCAUCUAAUGUAAUCUUGCAAAGUGAGCUGUUCUUAUGACAUAAAGUUUACAUCUCAUCUCAAUUGUAUAGCAUUUUGUCAAUCAAGAUUAUUGAAUAUAUUGCUCAUUCAAUGGUAUUUAUUUGAUGCA